This is a messenger RNA of Bursaphelenchus okinawaensis, 2429 nucleotides long. The record is from the annotation of a GenBank genome assembly. NCBI's taxonomy places the organism in Eukaryota, Metazoa, Nematoda, Chromadorea, Rhabditida, Aphelenchoididae.
AUGAUACAAGCUUGUAAUGUGUAAGUUUUUUUACUACAGUAUCAUAUAACGCAUGAUUUCUAUAUCCUUACCUUUUUGUCAUAUUAUAUGUAAUAUUUUUACAAAGAUGCCAUUAUAUAUUUAACCUUUUCUCAAUUGACCAACUCUAAACCAACGAUAUUUACAUAGAGAAAAGGUUGAUUAGAUAAGAGUAUUGUUUUUCGGUUAUUAUCAUCAGUCCGAUCUUACUUUUGUCACCAACACAAGGCCUUUUCAGUCGAAUGCUCUCAGCUCUGCGCCCGUCCACAAAGUUUUGUCAGCAAUUCAGAAUGGCUUCGUUGUUGAUUCAAGAUCCAAAAUACUCAUUUUUGAAGGAAUUGGGUCUUCAGGAAGAGAAUUCUGGAGUUUUCGACGGAAAAUGGAAGAAAGGGAAUGGCAGAGUGGUCGAGUCUUUGAGGUGGGUCCCGAGUGUAAUAUAAAUUUUGUAUUUUACUGUAACAAAAGCCUUUAGAAUAAUUUAAACAAGAUGUUUUACAAUGAUAAAUCACAAUAUAUUAUAUCUUUUAAUUAAAUAAAGCUCAAAUUUUUUAAAAAUUUUAAGAAACAAUUAAAUUUUAGUCCAGCCAAUAACAAACCAAUAGCCAAAGUCCAAUUUGGAAACGUGAAAGACUAUGAAAGUGUCAGCACAGCCACAAAAUCCGCUUGGAAAGAAUGGGCUGGACUACCCGCACCACAAAGAGGAGAAAUAGUGCGCCAAAUUGGAGACAAACUGAGAAGUCAGAUCAACAAUCUUGGCAAAUUGGUAUUUUAACUUACUGUUGCUUUUAGCCAUUAUAUGUCUAUGUAAUUUAUAAAUGGCAGUAACAUACUUACAUUAUAAAAACGAUAGUAACUUACUCACAUUAUAAUCUCCACUUUUUUUAGGUAUCUCUGGAAAUGGGCAAGAUCCUUCCAGAAGGUGUAGGUGAAGUCCAAGAAUACGUUGACAUCUGCGACUACGCUGUCGGUCUAUCUCGUAUGUUCGCUGGCAAAGUGUUACCAUCAGAAAGACCAAAACACAAGCUUCUGGAAGAAUGGAACCCCUUGGGCGUGGUGGGUGUCAUCUCUGCCUUCAACUUCCCUUGUGCCGUUUAUGGAUGGAACAAUGCGUUGGCUCUGGCUUGUGGAGAUACUGUAUUGUGGAAGCCUGCUCCAACAACUCCAUUGACUUCGAUCGCCAUGAUCAAGUUGAUCGAGGAAGUGUUUGUCAAGAACAAUAUGAAUCCAGCCAUUUGCACAUUGAUUUGUGGAGAUGCUGACGUUGGAGAAGCGCUGAGCAAGGAUAAGAAGGUCAACUUGGUGUCUUUCACUGGUAGUACGGCGGUCGGAAAGACUGUCGGUGAAACUGUGCAAAGCAGGUUUGGAAAGGUGUGUAUUGUCAUAUUGAUCUAUGCUAAGCUUUUAAAACUGCAUAAAAACUUGUGUUUCCUAUGAUAAAAAUAUCUUACAGUUCAUUACAAGUAUAACUAUAGCAAAUUUAGAUUGUAAAGACUAAAAAAAUCUCAUUUUAGAGUCUCCUAGAGCUCGGUGGAAACAAUGCUCUAAUUGUAAUGGACGAUGCCGACCUGGACAUGGUAGUACCAGCUACAGUGUUCGCUUGUGUAGGUACAGCUGGCCAACGUUGUACCACAACUCGUCGUUUAAUUGUCCAUGAGAAAGUUUACGACGAAGUAGUGAAGCGCAUGGUAAAAGCUUACCAACAACUUGAUAGUCGUAUUGGUGACCCACUAGAAGGAAAGACCCUGAUUGGUCCUCUUCAUGUUCCAGAAUCAGUCAAAAAGUAUCAAAAAACCAUCGAAGACGCCCAGAAACAAGGUGGUAAACUGGCAUAUGGAGGACAGGUGUUGAACAAGGAAGGUAACUAUGUUCAGCCAACUAUUGUCACUGGCCUUCAACAUGAUGCUGAAGUUGUACUGAGAGAAACCUUUGCUCCAAUUGUAUAUGUGCUGAAGGUAAAGAACCUGGAUGAAGCUAUUGAUGUUAACAAUGAAGCUGCUCAGGGAUUGUCUUCAAGUUUGUUCACCAAUGAUCCUGGAAACAUCCACAAAUGGAUUGGGUAGGUAUUAUAUUAGAAAGCGAACAUACCUUGAUAUAUUGAAUAGUUUUUAUAAAGUUAUUGUACCCAAAACAACAUAAAUAGCUUUUUUUUAAUAAAAAAAAACGUUUGUAUUUUUCAAUUUUCAACUUCAAAAAAUUAAAAUUUCAGCCCCCACGGAUCAGAUUGCGGUAUCGUCAACGUUAACAUCCCAACUUCUGGCGCUGAAAUCGGCGGAGCUUUCGGCGGAGAAAAAGAGACCGGCGGAGGCCGUGAAAGUGGAUCAGAUGCUUGGAAACAAUAUAUGAGACGCUCCACCUGCACCAUCAACUUUGGCAAAACUCUGCCUCUGGCUCAAGGCAUCAAAUUCGAAUAA